UUGUGUAUUUCUGUUCAAGCUGUGAAAAAAAUAGCCUGGUGUUGUGUUUCAACACUAUUUAGUGAUCAUGGAGGGUUUGAUCUCAGCCAGCCAACCCUUCCAACAAAAACCUUUCGGAAACAGAAAGGAGGGCGACACGAAGCCUGGUGAGAAACCCCACGUUGAGGGAGGAACCACAGACGAGGACCAACGUCUAAUGACGAGGGAGGCCCUGGGCAGAAGGAACAUCUGGGAGCCGAGUGUUUACUACGCUCUGGGAAAGGAGUCUUUUCAUUUUGCUGGACAGGACAUCAGCAUCCGGGAGUCGAUGGACACAUAUGGUGCUCUGAUCUGGCCUGGGGCCAUAGCUCUGAGCCAAUUCUUAGAGAACAAUCAGGAACAAAUGCCUCUGAUGGAUAAAGCAGUGCUGGAGCUGGGAGCUGGGACUGGUUUAGUCUCUACAGUGGCCAGUUUGCUUGGUGCUUGGGUGACAGCUACUGAUCAGCCUGAGAUUUUGUCCAAUCUGACCUUCAACCUUCGAAGGAACACUAAGGGCCGCUCCCGCUACACCCCCCAGGUGGCUGCCCUCUGCUGGGGUCAGGACCUCGAACGCCACUUCCCCUACCCGUCCUACCACUACGACUACGUGCUGGCUGCUGACGUGGUCUACCAUCACGACUUCCUGGAAGAGCUGCUGAAAACCAUGCUUCACUUUUGCAGAGCAGGAAGUGGAACGACCUUACUGUUGGCCAACAAGAUCCGCUUUCAGUCAGACCUCAGGUUUAUAGAGCGCUUUGGGAGCAAAUUUAACACCGUGCUGCUCACUGAGCUGCCACAGCAGGAGGUGAGGAUAUACAAGGCCACAGCCAAGGAGUGACACAGUUAAUCCAGAGGUGUGAAAUUCCUUAGAUUAGGUUUUGUAAUUAACUUUUGAGUGGAACAAAAACUUUUUUUUGUUUGUUUUUCUUUUUUCUUUUUUGUUGAUUGCAAUGCAUCAGUUUGUAUACUAAAAAUGCCUACCUAAUAGGAUGUUUAUGCGUCAGGACAGAAUUUCUAUUAUUAUUACCAGGUUCUAAGAUUUUUYUAAUUUAAUCUAAGUGAACAAAAGAAAAAAAAGCAGAUUCAACAAUGACAUUAUUAAACAAAAACUGUGAUGAUAAACUAAGUCCACCAUUCAGUUCACAGGUAAAAGUUGAUGACAUUUAAAAAAAACUGAGCAAGCAUGGCUUGUUUGGAAGUGGUCCAAGAGAAAGUAUUUUCUUUGAAAAGAACACGUUGGUGCGAUUAAUGUUUGCACAGCUGCAUCUGAAAGGAUGUUUAUCCAUAAUGCACAGUUCCAUGUUUGCAGCAUUUCAGCACAAACACCUGACAGUAACUGUAAAGCACAGAGGUGGAGGGCGAUGGUUUGGGUUGGUUUUGCAGUUACAGAAUCUGGACACCCUGCAGUCACUGAGUCCAAACCAAAGUCCAAUCUGUGGUUGCCUAUUCAACAACUGAGGCUCAGCUCAGAACAAAUUGGAUCAUGAAGGACUACAAUCUUAAACACARCAGCAAAUCUACAACAGAAUAACUAAAACAAGAAAAAUAAUCAAUGGUUGUAAUGUCCAGUCAAAGUAUASACUUCAGAACGCCUGAACUGCUCUGUGAACUUUAGGAGAGCUGUGCAAAAACAAAUAUCUGUAAACUGAUGUUUAAAA
This is a messenger RNA of Austrofundulus limnaeus, 1676 nucleotides long. It is a transcript of the gene mettl21cb, whose product is annotated as methyltransferase 21C, AARS1 lysine b. Bases 68 to 856 code for a protein of 262 amino acids. The transcript is spliced from 4 exons. The record is from RefSeq and is a predicted model, not a curated record. Lineage: Eukaryota; Metazoa; Chordata; Actinopteri; Cyprinodontiformes; Rivulidae.